Messenger RNA from Gastrolobium bilobum, 1704 nucleotides. RefSeq names its product 65-kDa microtubule-associated protein 5. Gene Ontology annotation, cellular component: cytoplasm; spindle. The record is from RefSeq and is a predicted model, not a curated record. NCBI's taxonomy places the organism in Eukaryota, Viridiplantae, Streptophyta, Magnoliopsida, Fabales, Fabaceae. The transcript is spliced from 11 exons. Gene Ontology annotation, biological process: microtubule cytoskeleton organization. Gene Ontology annotation, molecular function: microtubule binding. Bases 1 to 1704 code for a protein of 567 amino acids.
AUGGCUGCCAUUCCUCAUUCCUUCUCUCCUUCUCGAACCACCUGCGCUUCUCUCCUCCGUCAAUUGCAGAUGAUAUGGGAUGAGAUUGGGGAGGGUGACAGUGAUAGAGACAAUAUGCUUCUUCAACUGGAGAAAGAAUGCCUUGACAUUUAUCACAGAAAGGUUGAGGAAACGAGAAAGCACAAGGCUGAUUUAUAUCAGUCGUUGGCUGAUGCUGAAGCUGAAGUCACCAAUCUUGUUUCUUCUCUCGGGGAAUCUACCUUGUUCUCACGGGGGAAGGGCUCUCUUAAGCAGCAAUUGGCUACAAUAAAACCUGUCUUAGAGGACUUGAGGUCAAAGAAGGAUGAUAGAAUCAAGGAAUUUUCAAAGAUAAAGUCCCAAAUUUCUCAGAUAUGUGCUGAAAUAGCAGGCUGUGAGCAGUCAAAAAGUGUCACAGAUCCAGAAGUUGAUCAAUGUGAUCUGACAGUGAAGAAAUUGCGGGAUCUCAAAUCACAUCUCCAAGAGCUUCAGAAUGAAAAGAUCUUGCGCCAGCAGAAAGUGAAGAGUCAUAUCAGUAUUAUUUGCGACCUUUCAUUAGUAAUGUCAAUUGACUUUUGGAAGACAUUAAAUGAAAUUCACCCAAGCUUGGGUGAUUCAUUAAAAGGUACACCACAAAGCAUCAGCAACGACACUCUUGCCAGAUUAACUGCGGUUAUUCAUUCAUUAAAGCAGGAGAAGAUACAAAGGCUACAAAAGGCACAAGAGCUUGCUAAAUUCCUGGUAGAGCUGUGGGAUCUUAUGGAGACUCCAAUUGAUGAUCGAAAGGCCUUUAGCCAUGUUACUAGACUAAUUUCAGCAUCAGUUGAUGAAGUGUCAACACAAGGGUGCCUUUCUGCGGAUGUCAUUGAGCAGGCUGAGAUUGAAGUUCAGCGCUUAAAUGUUUUGAAAGCCAGUAAGAUGAAGUAUUUAGUGUUUAAGAGACAGAAUGAGCUUGAAGAGAUCUACAGAGGAGUUCACAUGGAUGUGGAUAGUGAAGCCGCUAGACAGAUUCUGACUAGCCUCAUAGAAUCUGGUAAUAUUGAUGUGUCUGAAUUGCUUCAAAGCAUGGAUGAUCAAAUCAGAAAGGCCAAGGAGCAAGCUCUAAGCAGAAGAGAUAUCUUAGAUAGGGUUGAGAAAUGGAAAUUCGCAGCUGAAGAGGAAAAAUGGCUAGACGAAUACGAAAGGGAUGAAAAUCGAUAUAGUGCCGUACGAGGAGCACACAAAAAUUUGAAGCGUGCGGAGAAAGCAAGAAUUCUUGUCAACAAGAUACCAUCUAUUGUUGAGAAUUUGACUGCAAAAGUAAAAAACUGGGAACUGGACAAAGGAAUACCUUUCUUAUAUGAAAAGGUUCCAUUGUUACAUAGCUUGGAUGAAUUUAAUGUACAGCAGCAACUGAGAGAAGAGGAGAAGCGCAAAUAUCGGGAGCAGAAACGGCAGCAGGAACAACAUGCUGUAGAGCAAGAAGCACUUUUUGGUUCAAGGUCUGCUACAAAGAAGCCUCUGGGUCAGAGCACAAAUGCUAACACUCCAGUUGGGACACCAAUUGGGCGGCGAAUGCUAACUCCUUCAAGCCGUUAUGGAACCUUGGGUGGAAAGGAACGUGGAGAAAGUGGCAGAGUGAAUAACAUAGCUCCAGUGAACUAUGUUGCUCUUCCUAAAGAUGAUUCUAUUUCUAGGGGCAGUUAA